CAAACUGAAUUGCCUAGCCUCUUGGUGAGUGUUCUUCAUAUUUCUCACUUUAUAUAUAAUACAUAUUUAUUCAUGUUAAUUAUUAUUUUUUUCUCUUAUAGGUCUAGUAAUUUUUUAUGCAAAUUAUUUUGACAAACAUAUCGCAGUGUUUAUAUUUACAUAUAUUGACGUGUAAUGAACAAUCUUGAAGGCAAGCAUUUGGUCACAUCGCGGGAUGAUUAUAGUCCGAAGCAAGAUAAUUCCAUCGCCACUAAAGAUGGAAGGCAAGAUCAUUCACCACACAAUAAAGAUAAAAUAAAAGUUGAGAAAAUAUUGAAUCCAUGGGCAGCAUACUCGCGACUAUGGAAUAAGAUAUUCUUGGCUUCAUGUGUAAUUGGAGUCUCAAUCGAUCCAUUGUUCCUUUACAUUCCAAUUGUAAACGAGGAACAAAAGUGCAUUGAUAGAGACUUCAAAAUGGAGAUCAUAUCUCUUGUUUUACGAUCUCUUACUGAUUUAUUUUAUGUUUUACAUAUUAUUUUUCGGCUGAAAACUGCACUAGCCAUGUCCAAGGAAUUUGGUCUAUCCAUUUUCACAGGAUUUCCUUGGUCUUAUCUUCUAAUCGAUGUUUUAGCCAUCCUUCCUCUCCCUCAGAUGGUAGUUUUAGUGUACUUCUCCAAGCUUUCGGGAUCAAAAUCUUUGGUUGCAAGAAAGUUCAUCAACUCAUUACUUAUUCUCCAAUACCUACCUCGGAUUCUUCGUGUGUACUUAUCAGCCAAAGAGCUAGGAAGUACUUUUGACUCACUUACUCGACGUGUAUCAGUUAGAGGUGCCUUCUUCUUUUUCCUCUACAUCAUUUUUGGUCAUGUGUUUGGGGCCUUUUGGUACUUCUAUUCGAUUUUUCAUGAGUCACGUUGCUGGCAUCUUGCCUGUAAGAAACUAACACCACAAGAAUGUAUUCCUGGUCCUUUUGAUUGUCACAGCAGACAUCCCAUGAAGAAUUUCACAAAGCUGAAUCAAUAUUGCCCCGUUAAUCCACCAAAUACUGACAUAUUCGAUUUUGGAAUAUUUUCUCAAGCCAUUGAGUCUCGCAUAGUCUGCAAAACAGAUUUUACCAAAAAGUUCUUUCGUAGUUUUUGGUGGGGUUUGAGAAAUUUGAGUUCUUUCGGUCAAAACCUUGACACAACUAGCAAUGUACAAGAGAACGUGUUCGCAAUUGUCAUUUCUAUCUUGGGUUUACUUCUAUUUUUAUAUCUUAUUGGAAAUUUGCAGUUUGCAGCUUGGGCAUCUAAAAUACUGGGUAUGAAAAAAUAUGACUCGAACACAACAAAACAAAAGGCGGAGUUGUGGAUAUCAAAAAAUGAAAUUUCUGAGGAUGUAACACCAAAGAUUAAGAAAUUCAUACAGUUGAGACUUCAAGAAGGAAAAGACGUAGAUAAUAUCAACCUUUUGCAUGUACUUCCAUUUUCAUUGGCAAUGUUGAUUAAGAAACACAUGUGUUUUCCUAUAUUAAGAAAGGUUCCACAGUUUCAAAACAUGGAUGAAUUUGUACAUGAAACAAUCUGCAAAUAUCUAAAGCCAGUCACAUAUUCAGAGAAAAGUUAUAUCAUUCGGAAAGGAGAGCCACUGGAUAUGAUGCUCUUCAUAACACAAGGUGUUGUGUGGAGCUUCGGAAGUAGUACUAGUCCGAUGAAUGGUCUUCAAAAAGGAGACUUUUUUGGAAAUGAACUCGUAGAAUGGCAGUUAAACUCAACAUCCUAUAAUGACUUUCCAAUCUCUACUGCUAAUUUCAAGUCUCAUACCAAUGUUGAAGCCUUUGCUCUAAUGGCAAUUGACUUGAAGCAUGCACUCUCCCAUUGCUGGCCCAAGUUCUCUAAAUACUACUUAACCAGUGAUGAAUCCAUGCCUGAGGGCUUGAAAUAUUUUGCAGCUACUUCUGUGCAACGAGAAUUCCGAUGUUACAUGAUGAAUAAAAAGGAACAAGAUAAGUUCACCAUACGUACUGUUUACUGACAAUGUCGUUUGGCUAAUUAUAUUAGCUUAUAUAUAUAUACGGUCUUAGAAAACUUCUACUUAUUCUUUAUAUAUAUAGCAUUUGCCUUGGUGUGUAGCUUUCUUUUCUUUUUAUUGUGAUGAGGGCAUCGAAUAAUAUAAUUUAUAUGGAGCUUUUGUCGGAAGAAUUUUGUUGGUAUAUUUAAGCAACUUGCAUUUUCAGAACGAAGAGAAGAAGAGUGGAAACAUUUAGAGGAGAUUGGUCGAAAUAUUGCAAGGAAGAGCAAAGGGUUGCCUCUUGUAGCAAAAACACUAGGAAGUCUUAUGCGUUUUAAGAAGACUAAAACUCAAUGGGAGGAAGUACUAUACAACGAAUUGUGGAAAACAAAAGAUGUUGAAGAAAUCUUUACUCCAUUCCUUAUAAGCAAGCUGUUUUGAUUUGUCAACUAUAGAAAGGUGUUGUUUCUCAUACUGUGCUGUAUUUCCAAAAGAUGAUUGUGAAACCUGAGAUUUUUCUCAGGUUGGAAAAGUCAAAAAGGGCAGGAAUAAAGAAAAAAAAAUAAUUUAAUUAUAUAUAUUCAGUUUUUUUUUAUUUUCUUUUUCUCUCUCUCUCCCCGACACUCUCCUCUUCUUCUUCUUCUCUCGGCAUUCCAAGGCAAGGCUCCAGACCCAGCCACCACCGGCCACCAUUUUUGAUGCGCAGCAGCUCAUCGGUUUUGCCUUACUCCGGCGACCUCAAAUGCCAAGCGGCACUGCCGAACUCGCCGUCAAUCAUUUGGAAUCGCCAGUCAAAGUUUUGGUUCGUCAUGUUUGACUAUGUUUUUCAGCCAACUCCGACCACCUCUUGACGAGUGGUUGAUACCCUUGGAACCAGCGUGGAGAGAGGAACAAAACCCACUAAUUCAUUCCAGUCAACUUGCUGUUUUUCUCCAGCAAGAUUUUGGGUAUCUCCGCCAUUUGGAAGCGUUUUCCGGUGACACCGGAGGUCAUUUGGGCGAAGGAGCUGUACUUUCGUGAUGUACUCAUCGAGAGGAUCGUUUUGAUAUAUGCUAUGCAUAUAUUUGUCGACGUUUCCGGUACCGCCACCAACCGCUAUAGUGCACCGCUUGGUUGAGGUUUCGGAACUUGAAAUUUUAAAUAUGGUCAUAUUAUAUGUCAUUGGACACGAUUUUGAAUAAGGAAUGCUAUGAUGAUAAUCGUUUGCUCAUUUGGUGCACGUAGGGAAAACGUUAUAUAUAAAUCGGACUAAAUCAUUCUAAGAUCAUCGAUAAGCUUAGGAGCGUUGCUUUGGGCUCGGAUUAAAUUCUAAGGAGGUAUCUAAAGAGGAAGGGAUUCAACUAGACUAUUGGACUUAUUUUACUCGUAUUAAAUUGCAUUCAACAUAUUCCAAUUUUGAUAUUUAUAAAAUGUUUGAAAAAUUGAAAACUUAACCUGCAUAUUUUCUGAUCUGUUCUGAGGGCACUGAGUGCCAAAUAUAUAUUUUUGUUCACUUAUUUAUGCAGGUUA
Messenger RNA from Humulus lupulus (European hop), 3474 nucleotides. Its product is annotated as cyclic nucleotide-gated ion channel 1-like. Bases 175 to 1989 code for a protein of 604 amino acids. Lineage: Eukaryota; Viridiplantae; Streptophyta; Magnoliopsida; Rosales; Cannabaceae. The record is from RefSeq and is a predicted model, not a curated record. The transcript is spliced from 7 exons.